Messenger RNA from Pygocentrus nattereri (red-bellied piranha), 10603 nucleotides. RefSeq names its product otogelin (gene otog). The coding region runs from base 281 to 9694 and encodes 3137 amino acids. Gene Ontology annotation, cellular component: extracellular matrix. Gene Ontology annotation, molecular function: alpha-L-arabinofuranosidase activity; protein binding. The record is from RefSeq and is a predicted model, not a curated record. Lineage: Eukaryota; Metazoa; Chordata; Actinopteri; Characiformes; Serrasalmidae. The transcript is spliced from 57 exons. Gene Ontology annotation, biological process: L-arabinose metabolic process.
ACUCUGUGAGAAUGAAUGUUUAAAUCAGACUCAGGCUGAUCAGGGCUCACUCACCCGACGGCUCGAGCGUCUACUGAUUUGAAUUCAGCUGUCUGAGGACAUUAUGCUAAUGAGCGCGAGGAGGGAGGAAGCUGCAGCUCGCACGAGCAGAAGAGCGAGCGCGCGGUUCGGAGUCAGGAGAAGCUGCAGCAGCGCUGAGAAGAUGCGUCGGUAGUUUUGUGCAGUCGCUCGGAGACUGUGAGGGAGCUUUUUGAUCCUCUUGGGAGGUAUAUAAUUACGAAUGGAUCCUAAUUUAAACCUACUACGCAGAAGACUUAUAUUCUUUUUAUUGUUCUGUUUUUGCUUAAUUCCUCGAGCGCGGAUUUCUUGGGCCAUUGAGAGGGUCAAUUUAACUAAACAGUAUGAUCUUGAAAACGAGAGCAGCGGGAUAAUGCUUGCGAAAUGGGACUCCAGUUCCCAAGCGAAGCAGGAAGCACCGCUGAGCAACACAUCAACACAAAGUGAAGCACCGAAGUGGGCAGGCCGUAGAACCAGGGGUGCUUGCACAUUCCCCUGCUUGAAUGGGGGUCAGUGUGUAUAUCCAGAUUCCUGCAACUGCUCUUUGUACCAAGCCACUGGAUCGCACUGCCAAACAGUUCCCAAUUCAGGUUUGGAGAGGGAGAUGACAUGUCGCUCAUGGGGGCAAUACAACUACGAGACCUUUGAUGGGCUUUACUACUACUUCCCUGGCAAGUGCAGCUACACACUCCUGAAAGACUGUGAGGAUAACACACAGUCAACUGUGUUCAUACAGGUACAUAAUGAUCCAGAAUGCACUUCUCUUCCAUAUUCCUGCACACGCUCAGUAAGUGUUUUCCUGCCGUGGGAAGGCGAGAUUAGGUUGCAGAACUUCAACGUCACUUUCAAAGGUCAAAGCUUGAAGCUGCCCCAUAACAUCCAUGAUGUUGAGUUGGAGCAGAUUGCUGACUAUAUACUAGUAUCACAACCUCAGGGUUUUACACUAGCGUGGCAUGGACGGAAUGGCUCCAUCUACAUUAAGAUGAGUCCAGAGUUUGUGGGCCGCACCUGUGGUCUGUGCGGGAACUUUAACGCAGACAUUCAGGAUGAUCUGAAGACUAGCUAUGGUGUGUUCACAGGAGAUCUUGCUAUGUUUGGGAACAGCUGGGUGGAGGAAGAGCCACAGCAAGCCACGUGUUCAAUGAUUCCAUACCUGUAUCCAUCUCCCUGCUCUGCCCAGGAUCCCCAUGUUUUACUGAAAGUGGAGGAGGUGUGCUCAUCUUUACUGAAAGAGCCAUUUAAACCCUGUCAUGAGUUUGUCAGUCCAUACUCGUAUAUGGCCAGCUGCUCCAAUGACCUUUGCCUGUCUGGUCCCAAUGGGGAUGUGGUCUGUCAAGUCUUCACGGAGUAUGCAAGAACAUGUGCCCAUGCUGAACACCCAUUGCAUAACUGGAGAAAACAUUUUCCUGUUUGUGGUAUUGAGUGCCCUGCAGAGCUGCAUUACAGAGAGUGCAUCACAUGUUGUCCUGUACAUUGCAAUACAGAAAACAUGUGCAUUGACAGCAAGCUGCAGUGCCUGGAUGGCUGCUACUGUCCUGAUGGUCUGAUCUAUGAGGAUGGAUUGUGUGUGAAGCCAUCUGACUGUCCAUGUGAGCACCAUGGAAUGCUCUACCCUUCAGGACACACCAUACAGGAGGACUGCAACAACUGUACAUGUGUUGGUGGUGUGUGGAACUGCACAGAGCACAGUUGUCCAGGGGAGUGCUCAGUUACGGGGGAUAUGUAUUUCCAAUCUUUUGAUGGUCGCGUUUACACAUUCCCGGCUACCUGCCACUAUGUUUUGGCCAAGAGCCGAAACUCAGGCGGAUUCAUUGUGACGAUCCAGAAUGCUCCAUGUGGCCAUAAUCUGGAUGGGGCCUGUAUUCAAUCAGUGAACCUGGUCCUGAAUGAGGAUCCUCGCACUGAGGUAUCACUCAGCCACAAUGGGGAGAUAUACAUGUCCAGCCAAUUCCGCAUCUCUCUACCAUAUUCAGACGAUGUGUUGCAGAUCCAGGAGCUGUCAUCCAUGUUCAUUCAGGUGAAGACUAUGCAAGGAAUACGACUGCAGUACAACUGGAGGGAAUUCAGGUUGUACCUGCAGCUUGGGGAGCUGUGGAGGGAUGACACGGUGGGACUCUGUGGUACCUUCAAUGGGAACAUCCAAGAUGACUUUCUUGCACCAUCCGGUAUGAUUGAGAGUACACCUCAGUUGUUUGGGAAUGCCUGGCGUGUAUCAUCAGCCUGUGUGCCACGACCUAGCUUACCACAGCUUGAUCCCUGUGAUACUCAUCAGCAAGCAGCCGCUUAUGCUGUGGAGAAGUGUGAAGUGUUGAUGCAGGAGGUAUUUGCUGUGUGCCAUGAACACGUGAGUCCGGUGGGCUUCCAGUUGCAGUGCCGUGCUGACGUGUGCAGAUGUGGGACACCAUGUCUCUGUUCUGCCCUCGCCCACUAUGCUCGCACUUGUAGGAAACAUAAUGUCAUCAUUGAUUUCCGCUCACACGUGCAGGAGUGCUUUGUGGCAUGUCCCCCAACAAUGGAAUAUGGUGUAUGUGUGUCAUCCUGUCAGCGGCGCUGCAUGUCUUUGUCAGUGCUGCAGUCAUGUGGAGAGGAAUGUGAAGAAGGCUGUGUUUGUCCACAAGGAACAUACUACAGCACACACACUCACAGCUGUGUCAAAAGGAGCGAAUGCCCAUGCAGUUUCCUGGGAGCUGAUUACUCCCCUGGAGAUGUGAUCAUGACAACAUUGGGUGUACAAAUUUGUCAAGAUGGAAAAAUUGUCUUACAGAGCAUUAUUACUGAUAAGUUGUGCCCUCCAGGACAGAUUUAUGAGGACUGUGGGAAUAUGGUAGAUGGGCUGUCAGCCAGCAAAGGUUUGGCUUGUGACCGCACGUGUGAAUCGUACCUACUCAACCUCACCUGCUCCAUCCAUGAGCCCUGUGUGCCUGGCUGCAUCUGCCCCCCAGGGCUUUUGAAGCAUGGUGACGAGUGUUUUGAGCCUGUGGCUUGUCCAUGUUUCUGGAAGGGUAAAGAAUAUUACCCAGGAGACAAAGUGUCCUCUCCCUGUCACCAGUGUGUGUGUCAGCAUGGUUCAUUCCAGUGUGAGUUCCAUCCAUGUGCAUCAAUGUGCACUGCUUAUGGAGAUCGGCACUACCGCACAUUUGAUGGACUGCUGUUUGAUUAUAUUGGAGCCUGCAAAGUUUACCUGCUAAAGAGCUCAGCUGAUGUACUAAUCAGCAUCACAGCAGAGAAUGUGGAUUGCUUUGAAAGCGGUGUGAUCUGCAGGAAAGCGCUCCUCAUUUCAAUGGGAAGAACGUUCAUAUUGUUUGAUGAUGAAAGCGGCAAACCUAGCCCAUCCAGUAUGAUUGACAGGCAGAACAUGUUGAUCUGGAGUGCAGGCUACUUCACCAUCAUCCACUUAUUGCAAUAUGAGCUGACAGUGCUCUGGGACAGAAAAACCACCGUACACAUACAGGCUGGACCCCGCUGGCAGGGUAAACUCUCUGGCUUAUGUGGGAACUUUGAUCUAAAAACAGUGAAUGAAAUGAGAACGCAAGACAACAUGGACUCAGCGACACCUCAGGAAUUUGGCAACAGCUGGACUGCAGCAGAGUGUGUCCAUAGUCCUGAUAUAAGGCACCCAUGCAGUUUGAACCCUCUGCGUGAACCCUUUGCUAAGAGACAGUGUGGAAUUCUGCUUGGUGAAGUGUUUCAAGUUUGUCACCCGGUGGUGGAUGUGACAUGGUUCUAUAUGAACUGCCUGGCAGACACAUGUGGCUGUAGCCGUGGUGGGGACUGUGAGUGCUUCUGUACAAGUGUGGCAGCAUAUGCUCACCGCUGCUGCCAUCAGGGAAUUACCGUCGACUGGCGCUCCCCAUCACUCUGCCCAUAUGACUGUGAAUACUACAAUAAAGUCAUAGGGAAGGGUCCAUUCAGGUUGAUAACAUUUAGGGAGAGGAGCGUGAUGUUGACAGCCAAUCGGACUAGUGGAUUGGUGUUCAUGAAGAGAGGAUUAGCCAGCGCUGAUGAUCUUGUGACUGCAUUCAUGAUGACUCCAGGACUCAGCAAAAUCCGGCCACAUGACUCUUCACUGGUAUCGUUGGAAGCGUCAGACAGGCCAAACUAUUUUCUUCAUGCAGAGCGCAGUGGCCGGUUGAAACUGCGGAAGCGGGAGGAGAGCGGGGCAUUCUGGGAUGCAGCGACGUUUAUUCUACAUAGGGACACGUGGAUCUCUGGAUUUAAUUCACUGGAGUCACUCGUGUGGCCUGGAUUCUUCCUGCACUACAUGCUGUCAAGGCUUCAGCUCCUGAAGUACAGCCACUCAGAUCACUACCGUAGAGCCACUCUCUUUAAAUUUUCCAGCAGAAGCACAGAGUACCCAAUGGGAUCACGAUGCCAGUGGCAAUAUGAAUCCUGUGCAAACCCAUGUUUCAGAACUUGCAGUGAUCCAGCAGCUCGGAGCUGUGUCACCAUCUUAAAAGUUGAAGGAUGUGUGCCCCAGUGUCCAGCUCACAUGGUUCUGGAUGAAAUCUCUCAAAGAUGUGUCUAUUUGGAGGACUGUAUUAUGCCUCCAAUACUACUGCCAGGCCUAAUCUCAACAACACCUACUGCUGCCACCUCUUCUAUAUCCCUGGCUACAGCAAGUGUCUUCACCAGAAGCAGCCUGGCAACAGAGGCACUCAGUACAACAACCACUCAGACCCCCCCAGAACAUAGCAGUAUAGCUACUACAACAACCAUCACACACACUUCAGUGCUCUUGCCCAUACCAAGUACUACUCCAGUGACAGAGGAAAUUGUAACAACUAUGAAAACAUCUCCCUCCUACACAAAGAAGCCACUGGCUUCAACUCCCAAAACCACUAGAAUAACUAGCACUGCUUCUCUUACACCCUUCAUCACAGUCAAAACAAGAACAGUGUCUGCCUCAGGCCUGCCACAAAUAACCACUACAACUUUGGGACCUACAGUGACUGCUUCCCUCUUUGCUGGCACCAGCUCAACAAUAGCCUCCAGUGCAUCUCCUAGCUCUACAGAGCAACCCAGUAGAGUAAGGACUACCCUUGCUCCUUUAGUAUCUACCAGCAGAAGCACCACAGAGUCUACUACCCCCACAUUCAGAGUAUCACCUCUUGACAUCACCAGCACAGAACAUGCCACAAUCUCACAACUUUCCACUAUUACUGCCAGAACUACAAAGCCCACUGCACUCUUUACAGACAGUGAAGAGCCUUUUAGUGCUGAAACCUCUAAAGUAACCAAAGCUCCUGCAUUAGAGUCGAGUACUUCUGCCACCACAGCACAUCUAACUGUACCUGCUCCAUUGCACACACUCACGGUGACACCACAUACGGUCACUCCAGCACAUUCCACAGAGUUCACCACAGCAGUCAGCACCUUUAGCACUCUGAAAACAAGACCAGUGAGUGGCAUUGAAACCAAAGAACCUUUGGUGGUACACACUACAGAGAAAACUAUGCCUACUUCCUCCACUGUGGCAAAAACAUCCACAACACACCUCCCAACGAAACCCACAGAGAUACCUGUCCCAGCACAAACAAUGUCCUCUGUGCCUGUGACUUCUAAGUCAGAGCAAACUCAAACUGUAACCUCUAAAAUAUCACCAGUAUCCACAAAAAUCGUCCAGCCAACAUCCCAGGUCAUAACACCUACAGCAGAAGAAACCUCAGCAACAACGACCUAUCAACCUGUGCCUACAUUCUAUACUACCCACACACCCUGGUCUCCUGGUGUCCUAACCUCUGAGAAGACUUUGCACACAACAUCUGGAACCAUUCUCACCAAGACCCCAAGGUCUCCUCUAACCACACUCACAACUGAUCUUCCUUCUCCUGCAGCACAUGUCACAUCAACACUGGCACCAUCACAUACUAUACCAGCUCACAUGACAACGCCCAGAACUACUCCAGUGAUAUCCACUGCUGCUGUAUCUACAGCCACCACAGUAAUCUCCACAGAGUCAAGCUUGAGUCCCUUCUCAGAAUCAUCCUCAACCUCUACUCAACUUAUAGAGACACUCAGCACAUCCACUUCGGUUACAGUUGAGACCAAGAUAAAAACUGUACCUCAAGCCUAUACACCAGUGUCACCCACAAUCCCUCCCUCAACAGUUACAGUGGCACCACAGACAUCAACGGCAGCUUCAGCUAGCAUAGUCACCACAGCAAAGCUUACCACUACCACUGAGGAACCUCGCCCAUCAACCACCAGUAGGGCAGUGUCUACCCUCAGCUUUGUCACUAUCCUGCCUCAAACAGAGACAACUCAUAUCCGUCCUCACACUGACAGAGCUGAACUUUCUACUACUGAAGCUACACAACCAUCAUCCUGGUCACGUCCACUGUACACUUCUUCCACAUCAAUUCCCAAAGUGACUCCAUCAACAGAAAGAAUGACCACACCAAUAUUCAGCUUAACCAUGAAAGAAACUACCAGGGCCACUGUGGCAACACAUGUUUCUCCUCAGAUAGUCACUGAAGAGUCCACAACAGUUGUACCCACAGAGACAAUGGCAUCUACCUCUGGUUCUUUGGACACAACAGAGCCUGUUUCCCCAACUAGCCCUUCAAGCCCAUUCUCAACCAUACCUAGCAUGGAGACAUCACCACAAAGGACUGAACGCACAAUAGAAACCAGCCCCACUGCAACAUUAGUGAGUACAACCAAAUCAACUGCCAGUCCUGCAGUGCCAUAUGAUACAACUACUGCCUCUGAAAGAACUACCUCUUCUACAACUUCAUCAUCAGAGCAGCCACCAGACUGGAUGACAUCAGUAACACAAAAAAGCACAAAACAGCCACCUGCUCCAGACACAUCCUAUGUAGCCACCUCUAUGACACCUGUGACAACCUCCCUCUACAUGACAGAGACAGUGCACUGGAAGACUAAUUUGACUACAGUUACAUCCACCACUGCUGAUGAUGGUACACCCAGCAAAAUCUGCACUCCGCCAUAUUCUGAGAUGGUAGAUGAGUGCACUAAGCUCAUUUGUGUGAAUGGCCAGCUGCUCUUGUUCAAUAAGUCCCAGAGCUGCCCCUAUGACUCUAGCCCUCCAAACUGUGGCCUGCUUGGGUUUGCUGUGUUGGUCAAUGGAGACAAGUGCUGUCCAAAGUGGGCAUGUCCAUGUCGCUGUUCAGUCUUUCCAGAUCUAAAUGUGGUCACUUUUGAUGGGAAUAACGUGGCUAUUUAUAAAGCUGCAUCAUAUGUGGUCACGCAACUCCCCAACGAGACAGUCAGCAUCCUGGUGCAGGAGUGCCACAGCUCAGACAACAUGUUUGUGUGGAACUUCACUAACCUCUGCCUGGCAGCUCUGAACAUUACGCAUGAAUCCAACCAGGUGCUCAUUAAUCGCCUACAGAGACGUUUGUACGUAAACUCUAGGUAUGCAAAGCCGCGGUUUAAGAAAUACGGAUUUGAGGUACUAGAUACAGGAAACAUGUAUCUAAUCCGGAGUCCUGCCGGUAUAAAGAUCCAGUGGUUCCACAGCACAGGCAUGAUGGUGAUUGAGACGGAGACCUACACCAACAAGCUCUCUACUAUGGGGCUAUGCGGUUGUUGUGAUGGAAACCCGCUAAAUGAUCUGACCCUGUCAAACGGUACCGUUGUGGCAGAGAGUGAAGAUCCAGCUGUGUUCAUUGAUAGCUGGCAGGUUCCCAACACCACCAGCUAUGUUAGCCACAGCAGAAAGAGGGAGGUCAACUGCUCUACCAGUGACUGCUCCGACUGCCUCAACAUGCUCAACAACCUUACCUUCACUGCCUGUCAUCCCCAUGUUCCCCCAGCUACAUUCUGUGAAGUGUGGGUACGAGAUGCAGAGUAUGUGAAUAAUCCUUGCGUGGCGCUUGCUGCGUAUGUUGCUUCCUGCCAUAAGUUCAACAUCUGCAUUGAAUGGAGAAGUCCAGACUACUGCCCGUUUUUGUGCCCUGAGACACUGACCUACCAGGCAUGUCUACCUGCCUGCACAGCUCCGUCAUGUCCAAGUCAGGAGUUUGAGUAUGAUGCUGAUCAGUGCUCAGGCCUGGCUGAGGGCUGUGUUUGUCCACUGGGAACUCUUCUUCAUCGCCCUUACUCCACACUCUGCAUUCCACCUAACAAGUGUGCCUGUACAGAUAGUUUCGGAGCACCACAUGCUGUGGGCGAGGUUUGGAAGGCAUCAGUGGAUGGCUGCUGCAUGUACAAGUGUGAGAGUGAUGGCAUUGUGCCUGUAGAGUUAAACUGCAGUGACGUCCCUCAGCCGGUCUGCACAAAAGCAGGAGAAAUCAGCAUUAGCCUUGCAGAUGACAACAGCUGCUGCCCACAAAGAGUCUGUGUGUGUAAUCAGAGUAUGUGUGAGGCAGUUCCUCUGGAGUGUAAAUUUGGAGAGAAGAUGGUGUCAUAUUUCAGACAUGACUCCUGCUGUCCAGAAUAUACAUGCGAGUGUGAUCCCGACCUGUGUGUGCUGGAUGUUCCUGUGUGCCGUGAGGAUCAGACGUUAAUAGCCACACGCACUGAUGGAAGCUGCUGCCUGGCACAUAUUUGCAUGUGUGACAUAUGCUCCGAAGCAGUUCCUGAGUGUGAAAGUGGAGAACUGCUCACUGUGGACACAAACAGUACGGAGCGUUGCUGCCCAGUUUACCACUGCUUGUGUGAGCCUUCCCGAUGUUCAGUGACCAUUUGUCCAGCUGGAAUGGCUGUCAUAUCAACCGUGACUCCAGAGCAGUGCUGCCCAUUGCAGACAUGUGAGUGUGCAUGUGAGAGAAUCACUCGUCCUAAAUGUGCCUUGGGUGAGAGUUUGCAGUUAGACCGGGCAUUUCUGGCAGAUCCUAAGAACCAGUGUGGGUGCAAAAGAUAUCAGUGUGUGAGAGAUGCAGUUUGUGUAGAUGGAGAGAGAGGUGUGAUGAGGCCAGGACAGACUCUUAUGGAGCACAGUGUCCGAGGUGUGUGUUAUACAACAAGGUGCACACACACUCUAGACCCUGCCACUGGCUUCUACCGCAUACAAGCAUCCAGCACUAACUGCACUGCACAAUGUCAGCCUAAUCAGGUUUAUGUUCCUCCUAAAGACCAGAGUGCUUGUUGUGGAGUGUGUAGGAAUGUGUCUUGUGUACACCACAGUGACAACGGGUCUCUGGUCUUGUAUAAGCCAGGAAAGAGUUGGGUGUCUGACUGCAUGCGUUACGACUGUACGGACACACAGUCUGGACCUGUACUGGUCUCGUACUCCUACAGCUGCCCCCCUUUCAAUGAGACAGAAUGCAUGAAGAUUGGAGGCACAGUAAUGACCUACAUGGAUGGAUGUUGCAAAACAUGCACUGGAUACUCACUCUUCCCCUUCCCUGUUAGCACACUGAAACCCACAAUUAGCACAAACUGUGAACAAGGCAAGGAGGAUGGAAAGUCAUGUCAGAAAGUGACGGUGAGGAUGACAAUACGGAAAAAUGACUGCCGUAGCAACAGACCGGUGAACAUAGUGUCCUGUGACGGCAAGUGUCCUUCAGCAAGUAUUUACAACUACAACAUCAACACUUAUGCACGGUUCUGUAAGUGCUGUAGAGAGAUGGGCCUUCAACGCCGCUCAGUCCAGCUCUACUGCAGUGGAAACUCUACAUGGGUCAGCUACUCAAUACAGGAACCCACAGACUGUUCCUGCCAGUGGUCUUAAAAAACACUCACACAAACUUGCCUCAACUGAAACUGUAAAACUUCACAAUACUGUAUGUUUUUAUUCUCUUGAAUUUCAAGGGGCAUUCUAGCACUGGUUAAGAAGUCAUUUGAUGAAUUAUUGACUUUUAUAACUUGAAAAGAAAGUGUUACUCAUUAAGAACUGAACUUGAAAAUGUAGUUAAAUUUUAAAGGGACAACUGUUCAUAAGUUGUUUUACAAUUGGCAUGGAAGACAUGAAUACAUGCACCAGUAGUCUUUGAUUGUGAUUUUUUUCUGUCCCUGGAAAAGGCAUUGGUGGAGUAAAGACAUCCAACAAAAAUCCAACAGAAAUAAUGAACUAGCCAAAUAUAAUCUUGGCUCAUGGUUUGUACAUAACUAUAUUUAUGCUCUGUUUGAAGCCUGAUGGGAGAAAAAGGGAAAAAAAUGUUACAAUAAAUGCAUUAUUUGUAUUAGAUGUUUUUUUUAAUAGAAUAGGAGAUAUAACUUUUUAAUGUACUGUGUAUUAAGUGAUUCUGACAUUUUUUAAUCAGUUAUGUCUUUUUUUAUAACAUCAAGCUAUAUUUUGAGCACUUUAUUUAUUUAUUACAUUAUAAAAACAAUUCCAAAACAACUUUAAAACAAUUUCAGAAUUUAGAAUUUUUUCUCUAAAGCACAAAAUUCUGUCUUUUCCAUGACAUGCCAUUCAAAAAAGUGGGCAUUCCUCUAUAGGAUCUUAGCCUGAUCAAUUCUGAGUAGCAGACUCUAUAGAGCGUUGAAGUGUCAAAGGGAAAUAUGCAGUGUGAAGGGUUAUUUAAAAAGUUUCCAAGGCAUUUGUGAAAUGUUUAUACAGUUUUAUACAGAUCAGUUCAUUGUUUCAUAAUAAUGUUAUCCUUUUGAAGCAAAAUGUGCUUAGCUUGAAUAUAUCAAA